This is a messenger RNA of Pelobates fuscus (common spadefoot toad), 2310 nucleotides long. RefSeq names its product origin recognition complex subunit 3 (gene ORC3). Gene Ontology annotation, molecular function: DNA replication origin binding. The record is from RefSeq and is a predicted model, not a curated record. Gene Ontology annotation, cellular component: DNA replication preinitiation complex; nuclear pre-replicative complex; nuclear origin of replication recognition complex. Gene Ontology annotation, biological process: DNA replication; DNA replication initiation. The transcript has 21 exons. Lineage: Eukaryota; Metazoa; Chordata; Amphibia; Anura; Pelobatidae. Bases 73 to 2211 code for a protein of 712 amino acids.
AUCCUCUCCACCAAUCAGGGCUCGGCGGGUUUCUGAGUGUUCUACAGGCAGAAGUAUCAGGAGUCCAUUACCAUGGCAACAUCUUCAUUUUCAAAGGGUUGCUUUGUUUUUAAGCCAAGCGCAAAGAAGAAAAAGACUUCCAUCACAUCAGCUGACUAUUUUAAUGAAAGUCUUAAGGAUUCUGAAGAUGGCAAGAAACGAUUUGAGAGUUUUCAGUUGCUAUGGGAACAGAUGAAAUCACAGACAGAGCAACUACAAGAUGAACUGAACAGAAAGAUCUUUGAUAACCUAAUAUGCUUUUUAAGAAAAUCCCACCCAGACUUCCAGGAAAAGAAGGAUGCUUGGAGCUCAAGGAUGCGAUCUAGUGAAAUCCCUACAGCUGCACUUGUUCUUGGAGUUAAUGUUACAGAUCAUGACCUUACUUUUAGCAGCCUGACUGAUGUUCUCAAUGAUACUGUCAGUCCAUUUGUAGUCCUGUUACAAGCACAGGAAUGUCCAGGGAUAAAGCAGCUGCUACAGAAACUCCUCUCGCAACUAAUGGGAUGUAGCGCGGAUCUUGAUCUUGAUCUUGAUGAUGAUGAGGAACAUGUGACCAUAUCUCAGAGGAAAAUGAACUGUUCUAUGGCCUCUCUUACUGGCUGGUAUCAAAAUAUUACAAAGAAGCUUGGCACACCAAAGAAAAAGCGCUCCUCGUCCUCUGAGCAUUGGCAGUCACCACCAGUCAUUGUGAUCUUCAAGGACCUGGAAAGUUUUCCAGCAAGUGUGCUGCAACAAUUUAUAGUCAUCAGCAGUCGGUAUAUUCACGACCUGCCGCUUGUUUUCCUAUUUGGUAUUGCCACUUCUCCAGUGGUCAUUCAUCGUCUUCUUCCACACUCUGUCUCAUCACUUCUCUGCAUAGAACUUUUCCAGUCACUGUCCUGUACCGAGCAUCUCUCUACUGUUGUGAAUAAGCUUCUCCUUUCAAACUAUUUCCCCUUCAAACUCAGUGGCAAAGUCUUGCAGGUUCUCACCACAAUCUUUUUAUAUCACGAUUUCUCUGUUCAGAAUUUCAUAAAAGGGCUCCAGCUGUCCGUGAUAGAACACUUUUACUCCCAGCCGCUCAGUGUGCUAUGCUGCAGUCUUUUUGAAGCUAUUAAAUAUGUGAACAACUUAUCACAUACACAAUGCGAAAACGUUCGACAUUUGCCUUCUUUUAUGAGCUAUGUUGAAACCCAAACACCAGAUGUGCAAGUAAAACUUUUGACUAGUGACAGCUAUUUAAAGGCUCAAACAGGCAAGUUUAUUGAAAAUUUACAUUCCUAUCAUGAGACUUUCACCCCAGUACUGAGAUGUCUUCAUAAUUUCACAAGUAUACUUCCCAAGUAUCCCAUGGGAAAACAGAUAAGAGAGCUGUAUUGUGCUUGUCUAGAAAGGAACAUUUGGGAAAGUGACGACUAUGAGGAAUCGUUGGCCCUGCUUCGGAUGUUAGCUAAAGGUGAACUUGUAACCACAACUGAGAAAUGUUUGAAUGUUUUAAAACAAUUUCCUGGAAAACAGCUUUGUGGUGAAUUAAAAAAGCUGGAAACAUUCCUGGAUUUAUUCCAGAAUCUUGAAGGGGAACAAAUAGACAUCAUUGAGAAGGAAGUAAUUUCACCCCAGAAAACCCUCCAGAAAAAAACAGACCUUUACCAGCUUCAAAAGACAUUGUUAGAAAUGAAAGAAACGAGAAGAUCAAAGAAACCAAGCAAGUUUGAAUCUCUCCGUCUUCAGGUUGUGAACUUCAUAGACAAUCUUGUAAGAAAAUAUUUGGCUCCCCCAGAAUCCAAGCCUCUAUAUGAAGCAGUAUAUUUUAGUGGUGCAAGUGCUAUCCGCAGGCAUCUGAAUGCUGUUCCUAGAACCACACUGCACACAGCACUCAACAACCCUGCAGCAUACCUUAAGUCCUUAGAAAGUGACAGUGGGUCGCUUUACGGCACCUCUCCUGAUAUCUGCAUUGCCUACAAAUUACACCUGGAGUGCGGGAGAUUGAUUAACCUCUAUGAUUGGCUAGAGGCAUUUGCAACAGUAAUUGGAGCAACUGAAGCGAGUGACUUGGAGCCCUCAAAGCAAGUUGAUGAGAUUACUCAUGCCCGUUUUAUAAGAGCCGUUUCAGAGUUGGAGUUAUUAGGAUUUGUGAAGCCCACCAAGCAGAAAACUGAUCAUGUGGCACGACUGACAUGGGGUGGCUGCUGAAUUAAACUGGAAAAUCAAACCCUAGCAAUGUCACAAGAAUAAUAGACUUUAGCAUUGUAAUUAUAAUGUUUUACUUUUAUAUUAGGAUAAAAAUAUCUU